GCACGCGCGACCCCAAUAAAUUUUAAUCAUCACUGCAGACUCAAACCGUGCAAUCACACGGACCCACCUAAUCUCCCCCUUAAUCGUCGUCUCACCUCCUCCAACUAUACAUACAACUUUCCUGUACAUAUAUGUGCAGGCCAUCAUUUUUAUGUGCUAUUUUCUCCAAAAGCUAUAUUCUUUGUAGUUCUAGCCUUUUUGAUUUCCAGCGUUGAAGCUUUAAAGAAAGCAGCUUUUAAAAAUGAGGACUGUUGAUUCACACACCUUCAUGACUUUGUCCUUUUCUCAGAUCUAAAGAGCUUUCUACAAAUCCGGGUACGGCGGUACGUGAAGCAAUGUCGUUGGGCCGUGCUGGUUUUGAUUACUUGCUCUGAUAGACUAAAAAGAUUUGGGUGAGGAAAGAUGGAGGAAAAUGGGGCAGAGGAUUGGAGGGAGAUGGUGAGGAAAAUGCUUCCUCCAGGAGCGUCCAUCCCGGAUGAGGACAGAAUGGAUUAUUCGAUUGCUAUUGAGUACAACGGCCCUCCAGUUUCGUAUGAGCUCCCCAGAGUGGAGCCUCUUGACAUGGAUGACGAUGCAAUUCCAACUGCUGAGCCUGUUUCAGAAUCUCGAAGAUCAGUGGCUCGUGAAACAGCAGCUGUAGUAGAACCAAUACCAUUGCCCAUGUCUCGGAUUGCUAGAGUUACUAGUCCAACCAAUCAAAGCCCUAGGAUGUCAGGAAGUUCAGAGUCUGGGGUUUCUGUGUUGCAGAAUAACGACUUUGCUUCACAUUCUGCUUCAGCAUCACCUGGUUCAGUGCAUAGUCGAGAUAGUCAUGUAGCAAAAGAGCAUGCCAAUGAAGGAAGGAGAGCCACUGUGGUCACGUUUAAUACUGUUGAUAGAUCCGAGAGGAGAGUGGUAGAUGCUGAGAAACAGGUGUAUCCUGAAUUUGUUAGUGUGACAAAAGAGAAGAAGAAGAGAAAGAAAACGAGAGUAUGCUAUAGGUGUGGGAGAGGGAAGUGGGAAACCAAGGAGUCCUGCCUCGUUUGUGAUGCUAAAUAUUGCAGUAACUGUGUGCUCAGAGCAAUGGGCUCGAUGCCAGAAGGGCGUAAAUGUGUUACCUGCAUUGGGGAACCAAUUGAUGAAACAAAUCGGUCCAAAUUGGGUAAACAGUCAAGGUUGUUGUCACGAUUACUUAGUCCUUUGGAGGUCAAACAUAUAAUGAAGGCGGAAAAAGAAUGUGCUGCUAAUCAGCUUCGUCCGGAGCAGCUUAUUGUGAAUGGAUAUCCUUUAAAACCGGAAGAGAUGGCGGAACUUUUUGGAUGCCUUCUGCCUCCCAAGAAGUUGAAGCCAGGCCGGUAUUGGUAUGACAAGGAAUCGGGUCUUUGGGGAAAGGAGGGAGAAAAACCUGACAGGAUUAUUAGUUCAAAUUUGAAUUUCACUGGAAAACUCAGUCCUCAUGCAAGCAAUGGGAAUACUGAGGUAUACAUGAAUGGUCGAGAAAUCACAAAACUGGAGCUGAGAGUGCUGAAGCUUGCGAAUGUACAAUGCCCACGUGAUACCCAUUUUUGGGUGUAUGAUGAUGGUCGUUAUGAGGAAGAAGGUCAAAAUAAUAUCAGGGGAAACAUCUGGGAAAAGGCUUCAACAAGAUUUGUGUGCUCCUUAUUCUCUUUGCCUGUGCCUCAAGGUCAGCCUCAUGUUCACAGGGAUGAGGCUAGCAACUAUACAACUAUACCAAAUUUUCUUGAGCAGAAAAAAAUUCAGAAGCUUCUUCUACUUGGACUCACUGGCACUGGAACCAGCACUAUUUUCAAGCAGGCCAAAUUUUUGUAUGGUAGUAAGUUUACAUUUGAGGAAAUCCAGGAGAUCAAGCUUAUGAUUCAGAGCAACAUGUACAAGUAUCUCAGCAUUCUCCUCGACGGUCGGGAGCGCUUUGAGGAGGAGGCAGUGUCGGAGAGCAAACGGCAAGAUUCUGGCGAACAGGUCUCUGAAUCAGGGGACGUCUUGGAUUCUAACGACCGUAACCAAUGUAUUUAUUCACUCAAUCCGAAGUUGAAGCAUUUCUCCGACUGGCUCCUAGACAUCAUAGCCACUGGAGAUUUGGAUGCUUUCUUUCCUGCCGCAACACGUGAAUACGCUCCACUUGUCGAAGAAGUGUGGAGAGAUCCUGCUAUACAGGAGACAUACCGGAGAAAGAGUGAACUUCACUUUCUACCAGAUGUGGCCGAAUACUUCUUGAGCAGGGCAGUUGAAAUAUCAAGUAAUGAAUAUGAACCUUCGGAUCGUGAUAUACUGUAUGCGGAAGGGGUGACUCAGGGUAAUGGCUUGGCCUUUAUGGAGUUCUCCAUGGAUGACCGCAGCCCAAUGUCGGAAACCUACACCGAAAAUCUGGAAGCUGCACCCCCUCCUCUGACCAGGUAUCAACUGAUAAGAGUGAACGCCAAGGGGAUGAACGAAGGGCGCAAGUGGGUCGAAAUGUUUGAGGACGUCCGUGCAGUAGUCUUUUGCAUCGCGUUGUGCGAUUAUGAUCAGGUGUGGAUAUGUCCGGAGGGCCAAGGUAGCGGUUCGCUGCUUCAGAACAAGAUGAUUCAGAGCCGGGAGCUCUUCGAGACGAUGAUCAAGCACUCGUGUUUCACAAACACCCCGUUCGUCCUGGUCCUGAACAAGUACGACCUGUUCGAGGAGAAGAUCAGCCGCGUCCCUCUAGGCACCUGUGAGUGGUUCACCGACUUCAGCCCCGUCCGGCCCUACCACAACAACCAGUCUCUGGCGCAGCAGGCCUACUUCUAUGUCGCCAUGAAGUUCAAGGACCUCUACGCCUCCCUCACCGGCCGCAAGCUCUUUGUGUGGCAGACAAGAGCGAGGGAGAGGUCCACAGUCGACGAGGCGUUCAAAUACAUAAGGGAAGUGGUGAGGUGGGACGACGACAAGGAUGAGAACUACUAUAAUGGCGCGGAGGACUCCUUCUAUAGCACGACGGACGUGAGCUCCUCGCCAUUCAUCCGGCAAGAGUAAGAACUCGAGCUUCUCUCCUUUUUCAUCUGAGAAAACGUGAUUCUUGAAAAGCUGCAGCUAAGAAUGUACAUAAAUGGAAGAAAGAAAAAAUGAGAGACGAAAGUGAAAUAAGUUUUUGGAUGUUAAAUUUGCGGAGCUCAUGAUUGAGUUGGCACUUGAGAGUCUGAUUGUGACACUGUUUGUAUACAUAUUUAAGCCACUCCAGAAAUAUGUGUUUUGUGUCAAUAGAUGCCAAUUUCCAAGUACACAUUUUUUUAAUAACACUAUUUUAAAUUA
Salvia miltiorrhiza (redroot sage) is the source of this 3267-nucleotide messenger RNA. Its product is annotated as extra-large guanine nucleotide-binding protein 3. The transcript is spliced from 10 exons. Gene Ontology annotation, molecular function: G-protein beta/gamma-subunit complex binding; G protein-coupled receptor binding; guanyl nucleotide binding. The coding region runs from base 403 to 2991 and encodes 862 amino acids. Gene Ontology annotation, biological process: adenylate cyclase-modulating G protein-coupled receptor signaling pathway. NCBI's taxonomy places the organism in Eukaryota, Viridiplantae, Streptophyta, Magnoliopsida, Lamiales, Lamiaceae. Gene Ontology annotation, cellular component: heterotrimeric G-protein complex. The record is from RefSeq and is a predicted model, not a curated record.